Camponotus floridanus (Florida carpenter ant) is the source of this 1680-nucleotide messenger RNA. RefSeq names its product protein takeout. Bases 278 to 1012 code for a protein of 244 amino acids. NCBI's taxonomy places the organism in Eukaryota, Metazoa, Arthropoda, Insecta, Hymenoptera, Formicidae. The record is from RefSeq and is a predicted model, not a curated record. The transcript is spliced from 5 exons.
UGCAGUAGUGAAAGUAUCCAUGAGUGCAGCUAUACGAGAUCUACCAUCUGUCAAUGCCCUCUCUUGCAUAGUCAGUCUUGCUCUGACAGAGUCGUUUAUAUCGUGAGAUUCGCAGCAGUCUUUAGUCGAACUCUUCGUAGCUAGUGAUCCUCCUCGUGAGAUAAGAUCUCGUAUCCAACUUGCGAAGGAUAGAACAGAUUCAGCGACAGAAUUCUCGCGGGAUUUUCACGAGUCUCGAAAGUUUCGCGAAAUCGUUGUCACGGCUACAUUGAAAAUCAUGACCAAGAAGCUGUGGGUCAUCCUUAUUGUCGGCUACGCGGUAGCUCUCUCCUCCGAUUUAAGUCCGGAAUACGUGAAGCAAUGCUCGAGGAGCGAUCCAAAAUUGACAUCUUGUUUAAUUGAUGCUCUGCAUCAUUUACGACCUUACUUGAGUGUCGGAAUACCCGAAAUCGAAUUGCCUUCAGUAGAACCAUUUCGUAUGGACGAGCUGACUCUCUCUCUGACAGGUGGUUCAAACGGUUACAAGAUUCAGCUACGCGACCUUUACGUAAAAGGGGCAAGUAACUAUACAGUGGAUGAUAUUAAGCUUGGCUCACCCUUCCAAGCUAUUGUACGAAUGCCAGCCCUUAUACUAGACGCUCAUUAUUCCAGUUCCGGUGUAUUAAUAAUUUUACCCGCAAGUGGAAAUGGCACAUUUCAUGCACGCUUCGGUGAUGCUACAGCUCUAGUCAAAGGGACGGUGUCGACGAAAUCACGAGAUGGAAAAACAUACUUGAAUGUCGAGAACCUCGAUGUAAUACUUGGAGUAAAGGAUGUGCAAAUGCGAGUCAGCAAAAUCUUUAAAAAUAAUCGAAUACUCACCGAAGCAAUCAAUCUCUUCCUACGAGAAAACGGACAAGAGGUAUUGAAAGUGAUGGAACCGCAAUUGAAGAAAAAAUUAUCAUCGCUCUUUGCCGGAAUUGUCAAUCAAUUGUUACGACAUGUGCCAGUAGAAAUGUUCCUUACACCUUAGGAGAUAUCUAUAUUAUAUCUUCAUUAGUGAUUGUUAGCUUUCUCUUAUGAAAGAAACGAUCAAUCUUAAAUAGGAAGGUAAAACUGACAACGCAUUAUGGCAUAAAAAAUAAAAGGUAUCAAGUUUAUUUAAAUUAAAACUAAAGAGGCAUUAAAUUUAGAAUUGUAACCGCAAUUUUUUAACUGUGACUCUUUCAACUUUGAAAUAAACUGUGAUUUUAUUCUGGUAUUUCAGGAAACUUGAUAUUUCUCAUAGUAUUAUAUAUUCACUAAUUUUAUAAAGAGUUUUUAAAUAAUAAAACUGAAAAAAUUGUCACCAUUUUAAAGAGCAAAAAUUUUAUACAUGCUACAUAAAUUGGCUUAUUUACACAAGGAUCGAUUUUUAAAUCCGCUAAUUAAAAUGCCGCAAUGACAUAAUAAUAAUGUGCUACUUUUGUGAUUGUUUCUCGUUGGAAACAAAAUAUUAAUUAUUAAUUCAUUUUUGUUAAAGUAUUAAAUUAAUAUAUAUUUUAUUUAAUUCAUUAUUCAAUCAUCGAACAAAUGCGAAACAAACAAUUGUAUCGAAAGAUUAAAAUAUAAUAUUCAUUGAGGCAUAUUCUUAGGCGAAAAAUAACACAUGUUGACAGAAAACAUUGUUACUUAGAUUAGUAAAACUUUGGUGGUAUGUAC